AUGGAGUCAUUGAAGAGGGCCGUAGUAUGUUUGAUGUUGCUCCUCCUAUGGACGGACGGGUCGAAAGCCCAAACCCACAACCCUAGCAGGAUCGACACCCGUUACAAGAAUCCGAAGCUGCCGAUGGCCCUGCGGGUUAGGAGCCUCUUGGCCCAAAUGACGCUCAAGGAGAAAAUCGGGCAGAUGUCCCAACUUAACCACGUCAACAUAACGGCAGACAUCCUGAGGGAAUAUUCCCCUGGGAGCCUCAUCAGCGGGGCCGGUGAGACCCCACGCCCGGACAAUCGAGCCACCCCACAAGAUUGGAUCAACUUUGUCAACGACUACCAGAAAGGCUCCAUGUCUAGCAGGCUCGGGAUACCCAUGCUGUAUUCCAUUGACUCGGUCCACGGACACAACAGCUUGUACCGGGCCACCAUUUUUCCUCACAAUGUUGGACUUGGCGCCACUAGAGAUCGAGACCUUGUGAAGAGGAUUGGAGCGGCUACGGCUCUUGAAACGAGAGCGACCGGCAUUCCCUUUGCCUUUGCGCCAUGCAUAGCCGUUUGCAGGGACCCGAGGUGGGGCCGGUGUUACGAGAGCUUCAGUGAGGACCCACUCGUCGUUGAAGAGAUGACAGAUAUGAUCCUUGGUUUACAAGGAGACAACGGCGCAAAAGGUGUCCCUUACGUUGGUGGAAAAGACAAAGUGGUGGCCUGUGCAAAACACUACGUUGGUGACGGUGGCACCACAAGUGGAAGAGACGAAAACAACACCAUUGCAAACUGGCACGGGCUUUUGAGCAUGCACAUGCCCGGAUACUACCACGCCAUCAUCAAGGGCGUCUCCACAAUCAUGGUCUCCUAUUCCAGUUGGAACGGCCAGAAAAUGCAUGCAAACAGGACCCUCGUCACCGAUUUCCUCAAGGGCGUCCUUAAUUUCAGAGGAUUUGUCAUUUCCGAUUGGCAGGGUGUGGAUCGGAUGACUGAUCCGUGGGGAACUAACUACUCGGCCUCACUCGCUACAGCCAUUAAUGCCGGUGUUGACAUGGUGAUGGUUCCUCCCAAUGCAACCGAGUUUCUUCGUCUUAUGACUUCCCAUGUGGAGAACAAUCUAAUUCCUAUGAGCCGAAUUGACGAUGCUGUGAGUAGGAUUCUAAGGGUCAAGUUCAUUGCCGGUCUCUUUGAUCAACCAUUGGCCGAUAAUAGUUUGGUCGGUCAAAUUAGGAAACAGGAACAUAUGGAUCUGGCAAGAGAGGCUGUAAGAAAAUCACUUGUUCUCUUAAAGAAUGGGAAAGAAGCCGGCAAACCCAUGAUACCUCUUCCCAAAAAAGCAUCAAAGAUACUAGUCGCCGGAACACACGCUAACAACCUCGGAUUACAAUGUGGCGGUUGGACAGUUUUCUGGCAAGGAAUUCGUAACAGCAGCCUCAUAGCAGGGACCACAAUACUUAAUGGAAUCACGCUCACGGUAGAUCCGAGCACGCAAGUUGUGUACAGUGAGAACCCAGAUUCGGAUACAUUAGCAGAGGCCGAUGAGUAUUCGUAUGCCAUUGUUGUGGUAGGAGAGCUGCCUUAUGCCGAGCAGUUUGGAGACAAUUUCAACCUAACCAUUCCAGAGCCUGGCUUAAGCACAAUCAACAAUGUGUGUGAUAAAAUCAAGUGUGUUGUGGUGUUAAUUUCUGGCCGGCCGCUAGUUAUAGAGCCUUAUCUUCCAAAAAUCGAUGCCCUUGUUGCUGCAUGGCUGCCCGGAGCCGAAGGCCAGGGUGUGGCCGACGUGCUAUAUGGUGACUAUGGUUUUACAGGCAAAUUGCCAAGAACUUGGUUCAAGAGAGUAGACCAACUUCCCAUGAAUUUCGGAGAUGCGCAUUAUGAUCCUCUGUUUCCCUAUGGUGGCAACACGCCUCGUGAAGACCACCGGGCCACCCCUGAGGAGUGGGUCGACAUGAUCAACGCCUUCCAGAAUGGAUCUUUGUCGAGCAGGCUCGGGAUUCCAUUGCUUUACGCCAUAGACUCUGUGCAUGGCCACAAUAGUUUGUAUCGAGCUACCAUUUUUCCUCACAAUGUGGGCCUUGGUGUAACCAGGGAUCCAGAGCUCGUGAGGAAGAUCGGAGCUGCUACAGCUGUUGAAACUAGAGCCACAGGCAUUCCCUAUGCCUUUUCUCCAUGUAUCGCGGUAUGCAGAGACCCGCGUUGGGGUCGAUGCUACGAGAGCUAUUCUGAGGAUCCACAAAUUGUUACAGACAUGACAGACAUAAUAUUGGGCCUACAAGGCGAUAAUGGAAGAAAUGGAGUUCCUUACAUUGGUGGAAAGGACAAAGUUGUGGCUUGCGCAAAGCAUUUUGUCGGCGAUGGUGGCACGGUCAAUGGAAUAAACGAGAACAAUACAAUCAUUGAUUGGUAUCGGCUAAUGAGCAUUCAUAUGUCGGGAUACUACCAAGCAGUGAUCAAGGGGGUCUCAACCAUUAUGGUUUCAUUUUCGAGUUUGAAUGGGCAGAAGAUGCAUGGAAACAAGAAUCUCGUUACAGAUUUCCUCAAAGGCACCCUCAGAUUUAGAGGAUUUGUCAUUUCAGAUUGGCAGGGUAUCGACAAAAUGACCGACACAUCGGGAUCCAACUACUCGACCUCUUUAGCAACGGCCAUCAAUGCUGGAGUUGACAUGGUGAUGGUCCCACCGAAUCACACAGAAUUUCUUCGUAUCAUGUCUUCCCAUGUUGAAAACAACAUUAUCCCAAUCACUCGUAUUAACGAUGCCGUCAGUAGGAUUUUGAGGGUGAAGUUCACUCUAGGCUUUUUCGAAAACCCUUUGGCAGAUUAUAGCUUAAUUGGUCAGAUAAACAACCAGGCUCAUAAAGAUCUGGCAAGAGAGGCCGUGAGGAAAUCACUCGUCCUGUUAAAGAACGGAAAUGUGGCAAACAGACCAUUGCUUCCGCUCCCAAAAAAGACGUCAAAAAUCCUUGUUGCGGGAACCCAUGCAAACAACCUUGGACUACAGUGUGGCGGCUGGACAGUCGACUGGCAAGGAGUUGAAAACAACACCUUAAUAUCAGGAACAACAAUACUAAAUGCAAUCUCUGUCACAGUUGAUCCAAGCACUGAAAUCGUGUACAGUGAGAACCCAGACUCAGAAAUAUUAUCAAAUGCCAAUGAAUUUUCAUACGCUAUCGUGGUGGUGGGAGAGAAGACGUAUGCCGAGCAAUUUGGGGACAACUUAAACCUCAGUAUUCCAGAACCUGGUUUAAGCACGAUGAACAAUGUCUGCAACAAAAUCAAGUGUGUUGUAGUUAUAGUUUCAGGAAGACCACUAGUUGUAGAGCCUUAUCUUUCAAAGAUAGAUGGCCUUGUAGCUGCAUGGCUGCCUGGAACCGAAGGUCAAGGAGUUGUUGAUGUGCUAUUUGGUGACUAUGCCUUUACAGGAAAGUUGUCGAGAACAUGGUUCAAGAGAGUCGAUCAGCUUCCCAUGAAUGUUGGUGACAAGCACUAUGAUCCUCUUUUCCCCUUCGGAUUUGGACUAGCCACACAUCCUGUUGUUGCUGAUAUGUAG
Messenger RNA from Striga hermonthica, 3522 nucleotides. The record is from the annotation of a GenBank genome assembly. Lineage: Eukaryota; Viridiplantae; Streptophyta; Magnoliopsida; Lamiales; Orobanchaceae.